This is a messenger RNA of Zasmidium cellare ATCC 36951, 744 nucleotides long. RefSeq lists its product as uncharacterized. The transcript has a single exon. Bases 1 to 744 code for a protein of 247 amino acids. NCBI's taxonomy places the organism in Eukaryota, Fungi, Ascomycota, Dothideomycetes, Mycosphaerellales, Mycosphaerellaceae. The record is from RefSeq and is a predicted model, not a curated record.
AUGUCUCCUCUCCUCCAUUCUCUCCUGGCCAUCUCGGCGACCAUCUCAACCGUCAACUGCAUGCCCUGGGGUUGGAACCACAACAGCCCACUCGGCACCCCAAGCCUUCCCCUCGGCGAUGUCUCCAACACCGGCGCCAGCCCUCUCCCGACCCCAUCCAACAACCCCAAAUACAUAACCCUCGGCCUCGGCUUCCAAAACUACACCUGCGGCCCAACAGGAACCUGGAUCCAAUCCGUCCCCUCCUCCGGCGCCGUCGCCGACCUCUACGACAUCUCCUCCGCCGUGAACAAAUACACCCACGACAGCUUCUCGCGCACCACGCUCCAGGCCUUCGAAGUCUGCAUCGCCGCCACACACUGCACGCCCUCCCCAUCCAACUCCUACUGCGGCGCAUGCCACACCAUCGCCGCGGCAGUCUUCCGCCGAGGUCUCGAAGGCUUCCACUACUUCGACCAGCUAAACGGCGCUCAAACUCCCAACUUCGACCUCUUCGGCGGCGGAGACUUCCUUUCCGCGAAGAGAGCGGGCGAUGUCAAAGCCCCAGCCGAUGCGUACGAUGGCGAGAACGGACUCGGUGCGAUCGACUGGUUGUAUCUGGUCGACAAUGGAUUCGGGAGGUCGCACGGUCUGAAGAGUGUCUAUCGCAUUGAGACGGCAGGCGGUGUGGCUCCCAAGAGCUGCAACAAGGCGGGCGCGCAGUUGCAGGUUCCUUAUGCAGCGGAGUAUUGGUUUUAUGACUAG